UCUCUCCCAAUCUCUGGAAAAUCUUUUUUCCCUUCCUCUCCCCCCUUUAAAAUUCGCUCUUUUAAAGGAAACUCUUCCACGCCGCCUUACCAGCGUAUCACUUUUCGCACUCUCUUUGCGUUUCUCCUCCUCCUCUCCUCUCCUCUGUGCACAUCGCGAGAAACCCUUUUCGUCUUCUUCGAGGAUUCUCUCGCGAAUCCGAGGAAAAAGAAUGCGUCUUUUCGUAAUGUUGGAACCACCACCACCUUCUCCUGUUUAAAAACCGCUCUCUUCAUGGACGCACUCGCUUGUUUGUGAAUCUCUCUGUUUGCUGCAAAGGAAUUUUUCACACUUUGUGAAGCUGCAAAUGGAGGAAGGCAAACGUGAAAUAGAGUUUGAUGAGUUCGAGAAGCUUCUCGGUGAGAUUCCUAACGCCACCUCUGGGGAUUCGCACAUCGGGGAAUCUAGACUGAAAAUGGCAUGUUUGGAUGAUAGCUCGUUGCCUAUACUUGUCAAUUCCUGCAGAGGGCCUUCAAGUGAGAAAUAUUCAACUAAUGGGGGUCUGCACGUGUCGAUGAAUGAAGUUCAGCGGCCACUUGUCGAAACUGCUCAAAUGGAGGGAAGGAAGCUGCCAGAUGACCAAUCCUUCAUAUCUGCUUUUGCAGAAUUGAACUUUUCCAAUGGACUGACAUCGGAAGCUGUUAAUCAUCCUUUGGCUAAUAGUAUAACCAUGCCAAAUGAUGCCAUUUGCUCAGGAAGCCAGUACCCUAUCAGCUUAAGGUUUCAUGAUCUGGCCGGAGAGUCCUUAUGUAACAAUGUAUGGCAAUCAGAAGACGGUGGCUUUUAUGGUUCUAACAAGUAUCGUAGCACAGAGUUUGGCAAACAGAAUGCGAAUUUAGUUGAAGUUAAUGGCGAAGUUCACAGCGGGCGACAAAUUGGUACUUGCCAGCCAAUUGAAAAUUAUGCUGCUGCAGUGCCAAUCAGCGGAGGGGUUUCUCUCCUACCGAAUGUACCUAUCCCAACCCAAGAGUUUCCCAUGAUUCCUAAUAAGCCGCACUAUUUCACGAAUCAGCAAUCUCAAUUCUCUUCCUUCUAUUCACCACGACAAAUCCACGAGUCUCAAUUUCCUUGCAGAAAUGUAGAGGAGGAACACUUCCACAGUAUGCAUCAGCAACAGCUGUAUCUACAGCACUUGUAUAGCCAUCAGUUUGAUUCUCAGCAUGCUGUGCAAGAUGAUGCCUAUUUCACCACUAGGGCAGUGAAUCAAAAUGCCUGUCAAUCACAUUAUGAGAUGCCAAUGGCUCACUUACUUGAACAAUCUAAGCAGGGACCAUAUUUACGCUCAUGUGGAAAUUCGCAGUGUAAGCAACCACAUGUCGAGUUUUCUUCUGGAGAUGUCCAUUCUGUGCAAAACUUUGGAAGAAUCUCCCAACAGGUUGUGCCAGAAAAGAUUCUAACAAGAUCAUGUGGCCUAAAUGCAUUAAGAGCUUUGAAAUUUGGCUCUGUCCGAGGAAAUGAAUUACUCAGCCACAUCAGCCGGAGUGGAAGAGUUAAUUUGAAUGGUCAGCACUUGCACAACCUGUGCAAUCCUAGUACUGGAUGCUUUCGAUCGGAGAGUUUAAGCCAAUGGGGUUCCUUGCCUGAUACAGCCAGUCUUAGAAGUGCUGAUCUGAGGUUGCAGAGGUGUAACAGUCUGGAUGAAGUCAGCGGAAGAAUAUAUCUUAUGGCCAAGGACCAAAAUGGUUGCCGCUUUCUCCAAAAGAAGUUCUCGGAGGGAACAAGAAAGGAUGUUGAGCAGAUAUUUUCUGAGGUUAUUGACCAUAUAGUUGAGCUGAUGACAGAUCCUUUUGGCAAUUACCUAGUCCAGAAGCUGCUGGAAGUGUGUGAUGAGGAUCAGAGAAUGCAAAUACUCCAUGUUAUCACUAGGAGACCGGGUGAUCUGAUUCACAUUUCAUGUGAUAUGCAUGGGACCCGAGUUGUUCAAAAGGUUCUUGAGACCCUUAAAACUGCAGAGGAGUUCUCUGUUGUGGUUUCUGCCCUAAAUCCUGGUAUAGUUACUUUAAUGAAAAACACGAAUGGUAAUCAUGUCGCCCAGCACUGCCUACGCUACUUACCACUGGAGUACAAAGAGUUCCUCUUUGAAGCUGCUGCUGCUAAUUGUCUCGAGCUGGCUACAGACCGCCAUGGCUGUUGUGUGCUUCAGAAGUGCCUCAGUCAUUCUGGUGGUGAGCAGAAAUGCCAUCUGAUCUGUGGGAUCACAUCCAAUGCUCUAAUUCUUUCACAGGAUCAAUUUGGGAACUAUGUAGUGCAAUUUGUUUUUGAGCUUCAUGUGCCCCAUGCAACAAGAGAUAUACUUGACCAAUUGGAUGGCAAUUACGGAGACUUGUCCAUGCAGAAAUAUAGCAGCAACGUUGUGGAGAAAUGUCUGAAAUUUGCUGGUGAAGAACAUCGCACUCGCAUUAUCCAAGAGUUGAUAGAUGAUCCUCGGUUAGCUCAGAUCAUGCAAGACCCUUUUGGCAACUUUGUCAUCCAAGCUGCACUGGAAAAAUCAAAGGGAGCUCUUAAAGCUGCAUUUGUGGAUGCUGUAAAGCCCCACGUUCCUGUGCUUCGGACAAACCCAUAUGGCAAGAAAGUCCUCUCAUGUCCCUCCUUGAAGAACUAUCGAUGGUAUGAUUGACUGAGAUAUCCGCAAGCUCUGGAAAGAGCGCAGAAGGAGAGCUUGCAAUCAACUUGGCACGUCUCAUUUCAAGAUUUUGUAACCUUCGAGUAGGACUUCGAGAAAGAUAUGUUCCAAGAAUUGUAAAGCAACAGCUGGAAGUUUUUGUUGUUCCUUAGUCCAUACACAUCAUUUUUAAGUUUCGUCGGACUCCUGUGAAGCUGAGCUUCUAGCACGGUUCCAGCGUAGAUCAGCAGUUUUGCACAGAAAAAUAAGGAAUUGUAAAGGUGUAGAGUACCUUCAAAGUUAUGCAGGGCGGAGCUCUGUUCUUUUGAUCUAGUGGCUUUCGUGCCCUAGACCUAUGUUGAUCUCUGUACAUGCUAUGUUCGUAUAAUUCUGUUAUAGAUCUUUGUUCAUUUAAUAGCAAAUGCAUUGGUGGAUGGAUAUA
Molecule: messenger RNA, 3083 nt
Organism: Syzygium oleosum
Lineage: Eukaryota; Viridiplantae; Streptophyta; Magnoliopsida; Myrtales; Myrtaceae
Product: pumilio homolog 12-like
Exons: 7
Coding region: 347-2656 (769 amino acids)
Biological process (GO): post-transcriptional regulation of gene expression
Cellular component (GO): cytoplasm
Molecular function (GO): mRNA binding
Source: RefSeq, a predicted model, not a curated record